AUGAUGAAUGCACAACUUUUAUCUGAAUUAGAAGAAGUAUGGUAUUAUAAAUUAUUACCUGAACGACGUCAAUCUAUAUGUGAAAUUUGGCAAAAACGUAUGGAAGGUAAUCAACCAAUUAUUGAUGAUUAUCAUCGUCUAUUAUUAAUACAUUCACUUUGUUUACCAAUGACACAAGAUUUUAAAUCAUGGAUUAAAUUAGCUAAUCUUUGUCGUAAAUCAAAUCGCUUAAUAAUGGCUGAUUUUAUAUUUAAAGAACUAACACACGCAGUUUUAAAUGAACAUACAAAUUCUAAUCAUCAAGCGAUAGCAGUACCAGUGCUUUCAUCACAAUCUCAACAAACAUGUUAUCAUUCAUCAUUAAUUGAUCAACAAUUAGUUAAAUAUGAAAAAGCUAAAUAUGAUUGGUAUUGUUUAGUUGCAACACGUGAGCGUCUUUUACUUGAAAGUCAAAGUGUUGAACAAGUUUUAAAUAAUGAAAAUAAUCCACAAAAUGAUAUUAUUAGUUACAAUAUACCAACAUUAGCAUCACCAAAAAAAGAAAAUAUUGAAAAUACAAAUAUUAAACUGGAACAAAAUCAUAAAGAACAAUUAAAAUUAAUUGAAGAUAUGAAAGAAAUGAUUAUUAAAACAUGUCUACCAGCUUUAGAUCAUUUAAGAAAACAAACAACAACUUCAAUUGGAAAUGCGCAACAAGAAACGAUGAUAGCAACAAGUGAUAGAGCAACACCAGCUGCUUCAGGGAAUACAUUAGUUGAAACAACACAAAAUAUUAAUACAAUACCACACGUAUCUUCGUUCCGUGUAACAACUACAAAUGCAACAUUAUCUAGUUUAUCAACAUCAUUUCCAACAGUUAAUCAACAAGAACAAUGUUUUCGUCAAUUAAUAUCAAAAUGUUAUUUAAGAAUAGGAACAUGGCAACAUGAAUUAUUCGGUUUAACAAAUGAUAGUAUAUUAGCUGAAAUAAUGAAAAAUUAUGAAUAUGCUUGGACAUAUGAUGAUUCAAAUUAUAAAGCACAGAAUGCUUAUGCUAUACUUAAUUAUGAUGCUGUUAGUUAUUUUAAACAACGUAUAGAAGAUGCAUCACGUAAUAGUCAACAACAACAAGCUCCAUCAUCUUCAUCAACACCUGCUACUAAUUCUUUAGCAUCAUCACCUCGAUCACAACAACAAGAACAAAAUCUCGAUGAAUUCAACGAUGCUUGUCGAAUGUUAGCUUCAAAAAUGAUACAUUGUACAAUAUCAGCUGUAAAAAGUUUAUGUAAAUCCGUUGUGCUUUCAAAAGCUAAACGUUGUUUACAAAAUACUCUUCGGUUAUUAACACUUUGGUUUGAAUAUGGACAAUAUCAAGAAGUAUAUGAAGCAAUAACAGAAGGUAUUCGAACAGUACCUGUUGAAGUUUGGUUACAUGUAUUACCUCAAUUAAUUGCACACAUUGAUUCUCCAAAAUUAUUAGCUCAUCAAUUAAUGCAUCACUUACUUAUUGAUGUUGGUCGACAACAUCCACAAGCAUUAAUUUAUCCAUUAGUUGUUGCAUCAAAAUCAGUUGUUUGUGACCGUCAAUUUGCAGCUAAUCGUGUUUUAAAUAAUAUGAGAGAGCAUAGUCAUACACUUGUACAUCAAGCUUUAGUUGUUAGUGAAGAAUUAAUUCGAAUAUCUGUCUUAUGGCAUGAAACAUGGCAUAAAGGUUUACAAGAGGCAUUAGUACAAUAUUUUGUAAAUAAAAGUAUACAAGGUAUGAUUGAAAUAUUAGAACCAUUACAUGAAACAAUUGAACAUGGAAGUACAACUCAAAAUGAAAGUACAUUUCUUGAUUCAUAUAGUAAUGAUUUGACUCAAGCCCAUGUAUAUAUUCGUCGUUUUAAACAAACAAAAGAUCCAAAUCAACUAAAUCAAGCAGUACAUCUUUAUCAUCAAGUAUUUAUACGUAUUCGUGAUAAAUUAUCAAGUAUAACAUCUCUUGAAUUAGAUCAUGUUUCUCCACGUUUAGCAACUAAUUUUCAUGACUUAGAAUUAGCUGUUCCAGGUACUUAUGAACCACAUAAACCACCAAUAACAAUUCGAAAUGUUCAAUCAUAUAUAACAGUUUUAACAUCAAAACAACGACCAAGAAAAAUUAGUAUAAGAGCUUCGGAUGGAUAUGAAUAUGUAUUUCUACUUAAAGGACAUGAAGAUUUACGACAGGAUGAACGUGUUAUGCAAUUAUUUGGUUUAGUAAAUGAAUUUUUAUCAGCUAACGAUGAAACACGUCGUCGAAAUUUUAUUAUUCAGCGUUAUCCAGUUAUACCAUUAGCACCAAAUACUGGUUUACUUGGUUGGGUGACACAAUGUGAUACAAUUUAUGCAUUAAUAAAAGGAAAUCGUGAAAAAACAUAUAUUAAGUUCGAUGCUGAACUUCGUUAUCUGCUCGAAAAAGCUCCAGAUUAUAAUCAAUUACCUUUACUAAAUAAAGUUGAAAUAUUUGAAAAUACAUUAAAUUUCUUCGAAGGUGACGACUUAGCUAAAAUUUUAUGGCAUAAAAGUUCAAAUGCAGAAAUAUGGUUAGAUAGAAGAUCAAAUUAUACAAGAUCAUUAGCAGUUAUGUCUAUGGUUGGCUACGUUUUAGGCUUAGGUGAUCGUCAUCCAUCAAAUUUAAUGCUUGAUCGUGCAAGUGGAAAAGUUGUUCAUAUAGAUUUUGGUGAUUGUUUUGAAGUCGCUAUGAUACGAGAAAAAUUUCCUGAAAAAAUUCCCUUUCGUUUAACACGUAUGCUACGUAAAGCGAUGGAAGUAACUGGUAUUGAUGGAACAUUUCGUAUGACAUGUGAACAUGUGAUGGAUGUAUUAAGAAACAAUCGUGAUAGUCUUAUGGCUGUAUUAGAAGCAUUUGUAUAUGAUCCAUUACUUAAUUGGCAUUUAUUAGAACAUAAUGAUAAUGACCAAAAUGCUACUCUAUCAACAACAAGUAAUCGUUUUUCACAAAUAGAUAAAAAACAAUAUUACCAAUCACAUUUGUCAACAAUUAAUGAAGACGAUAAUGAACACAAAAGCACAAUUAGUGGAAAAAUACAGCAACAACACGUACAAGAAUCAGGUCGAACAAUACGAGCAGAUGAAAUAAUGAAUCGUGUACGAGAAAAAUUAUCUGGAAACGAUUUUCAUCGUGAACAACCUGUUGAUAUACCAACACAAGUUGAAUUACUUAUUCAGCAAGCAACCAAUCAUGAAAAUCUUUGCCAAUUGUAUAUUGGUUGGUGUCCAUUUUGGUAA
Messenger RNA from Rotaria sp. Silwood2, 3249 nucleotides. Lineage: Eukaryota; Metazoa; Rotifera; Eurotatoria; Philodinida; Philodinidae. The record is from the annotation of a GenBank genome assembly.